This is a messenger RNA of Mytilus trossulus (common blue mussel), 2623 nucleotides long. RefSeq lists its product as uncharacterized. The record is from RefSeq and is a predicted model, not a curated record. Gene Ontology annotation, biological process: monoatomic cation transport; transmembrane transport. Gene Ontology annotation, molecular function: monoatomic cation transmembrane transporter activity. Lineage: Eukaryota; Metazoa; Mollusca; Bivalvia; Mytilida; Mytilidae. The coding region runs from base 399 to 1766 and encodes 455 amino acids. The transcript is spliced from 10 exons. Gene Ontology annotation, cellular component: membrane.
AGAAUCAAAUGUGUACAUGACUUUAAUGUUAACAUUGAUACACACAAAAUUGAUGUAUUCGACAUCAUUAUGAAAUUAAACAUAUGAUGUACAUCUACCUCUCUUUUUACACAAAAAAAUAUUAGUUAUGUCACAGUAAGAUCCAGGAUGUUGAGGAAUUAGAAGGUGGCAAAUAUUAUGCAAAGUCUACAAAUGGAAUAGACAAUCCAGGUCUUAAUGUUUCUCUGUCUUCCUUGCAAAAAGACCCUGCACAAAAACAUUCUAAUGACACAUUAACCUUAAAGAAAAAUGGUGGCUUGAAAAACUUCCAUCCAUCAAAGAAAUGGAGGGACUUGGAAAAAUUAGAAACAGGAAGUAAUCCAGAGAUAAAUCGCCAUCUGGUGAAUAAAAAAUUGACAAUGAUGAAAAAGAAUUCCACUGCCAUGGAAGCCGAGGACGUUCAGCAAAAUGAGAAAAUUCCACUUAAAAGGAGGCUAUCUCUGGGGGAUAUCCCCAUGACAGAAACUAAUGGCAAACACCUUCUAAGCCCUGAUGAAUGUUUCUAUAUAGGAAGAGCUGAUUCUACUGCCAGAAUGUCUAGUUCAGAAGCCAAUUCUGUAUGUCGUCAUCGGAUACGAAUCACAGAAGUGGUGCCAUCACAUAGCAGUAUUAUAGAUGGUCGUGACACAGAUUGGAGAUUAUCAUUACAUCAAUUCAGUUCCAAGAAACAAAACAAAGAAGAAAGAUCUAAGUUUUCAAAACGUAUUCGGUCAUACUAUAAAGCCCAGGAUGAACUGAUUGGAGCAUUUGAGGACAUACAACUAGGUGUGGAUGAAGAUAUGGACGAUUCUGAAGAAGCUAGACAACUUAUCAAAACAGCCGGCUUGUAUGCUAAAAUAACAUUCUUUGCUAAUCUUGUAUUAUUAGCAGCUAAGGCUGUUGCUGCAUUUUUGUCGGGAUCUAUAUCUAUAAUAUCCAGUUUAGUUGACAGUGUCGUAGACUUGUCAUCAGGUGUGAUUAUCUGGGUCACAGGAAGAGCCAUACGACAAAGGCUUCCAUAUGUAUAUCCUCAAGGUCGUACCAAGUUGGAACCAAUAGCCAUUGUGAUAUUAUCAGUUGUGAUGAGUUUAGCAUCCGUCCAGUUGAUCAGGGAAUCAAUAGAGAAAAUCAUUAAUUUGACAACAGGUGACAGCAAACCACCAACAGUUGAUAUUGCUACCAUAGUAAUCACUGCGUCAGCCAUAGUUAUUAAGUUUGUGUUGUGGUUAGUAUGCAGACGUAUAAAAACACCAACAGUUCAAGCGCUGGCUCUUGAUCAUCGGAAUGAUGUUUUGUCAAAUGCAGUGGCUUUGGUGUGUGGAUAUGUAGGGUCCCAGGAAUUAUUAGAUAAAACUGGUGAAAAGGGACUAAUUUAUGUGGACCCGAUUGGAGCAAUCGUUAUAUCUAUUUAUAUCAUUAUAAACUGGUGGAUCACAGGAUAUGGUCAGAUUAAGAUGUUGACUGGACAUACAGCGAAACCUGAUUUCCUGAAAAAAUUAACAUGGAUUUGUGUCAAUCAUCAUCCUAAAGUUCAAUACGUAGAUACUGUACGAGCUUUUCACUUCGGAAAUAAUUUCCUCGUAGAAGUGGACAUUGUCCUUCCGGAGGAAAUGACCCUCAAAGAAGCCCAUGACAUUGGGGAACCCCUUCAACAAAAGCUGGAAAGACUGAAAGAAGUGGAAAGAGCAUUCGUACAUUUGGAUUAUGAAUUUGAACAUAACCCAUUGACUGAACACAAGAUGGCCUGAAGGAUCGAAAUUUCAUAUAUUUUUUUUAUGUAAAUAUGAGGUCAAUUGCAUUUAAUCAUUGAUUGUGUCUUAUACUUGUUAUACAUGUACUUACAAAGUGUCAAUAGUUAAGUAGAAAGGCGGAGUUGUAAAUACAUUUUAAAAAUCAAAUUUAUGCCAAAAGUAAAAGAUCAAAGUCAUUUUAGAGUUUAUUUAAAUUUGAUGUGAUAAUUACUUCUGAAGAAUUUAAAAUCCUUUAACUUACGAUCCAGUUCAUUAGUGUCAAAACAUACACGUUAAAAUAUGCAUAUGCAUUUUAAAUACAUUUUUGUACUAUAAAUGCACUAUUAAAGAAAGGAAAGUGUGCUUGUGCUAACUGUUUCUUUGAAUAUACUUUGUUUCCUUUUUAACAAAAUCUUCAUUUCUCCAAAAUUUCUUUCACUUGAAAAUUUCAGGUUUCAAAUUGCUAGUUCCAUAGAUCCAAAUUGAAGUCAUGAUCAGUGAAUUUAUUUGAUCUAUUGAAUAGUAUUUUGUGGUUGAAAUAGGCAAAAUAUUUUUUUUCAGUUUAUUUUAUAACUAUCAAACAAACAAGUUAAUUUUAGAUAUUAGAUUCAUUAAUGUCAUUUUUUUUUAUUGUGAUUUAACAAUAUAAGCGCUAGUUUUUUAAAUAAUUUUCUCUAAUAGAACAAAAUGGCAUGAUUAAUCUUAUUUGAAAUUAAAAAUUUACAUCCCAAAAAGGUCAAGAUAAGGGAUUUGGUGAAAUUUGACAAAAUCAGCUGGAUUUCAACCAAAUAAAAGACCAGGAAACAUUUUAAAUACAGUAAUGUUUUGUUGCUUCAUUUCUUUUUAUUGCUUAAUGGUUUGCAUAUAUAUAUUUU